AAACGCAAACACAAACUCUUUUCUUCUCUCUCUCUAUGUUGAAUGCAAUUGCGCAAUUCGAUUGGCGAGAUUGGAGGAGCUUCCGCGUCGCUGUUGGGUGGAAAUUGUGAGUCGUUUAACGGACACAAACCGAUGUGGCUGCGGUGGCGGGCCGGUGGUCCAAGGGUCUAAACGCGGCCGUAUACGAGGUGCGGCUGGCUGUGAACGUGGUCUGUUUCCAUGUCGCGCUACCUCAAAGUCCCGUCGCCGGAGACCAAGCACCUCGUAUCCUUCAAGACCGUUUUCUCUCACCUCGUAUUCCGCUCCACCUCCACUCUUGACUCCGUCUCGCUGGGCGUCGAUCGCGCCCUCGUGGGCGUCUCCUUCGAGACGUCGAGGAUGAGUCUGACGAAUCUCUACCUUACCGACAUGAACUUCAUCAGAGAGUGGCUAUCCAUUUCCCACGCUCUGAAAUCUUUCUCCGUCUCCGAUUUCUGGGUCCAGUCUUGUUGGCGCCGAUCGCAAACCUUGUCCCUCAUCUUCUUCCACCUGUUAGGUCUUAUUCAGGCCAUAAUCUUGGGAAAUUGGUGUGAGGAAUGCUGGUUAUCCGUGGAUGGUUUGUGUUUGAUGACCAACGUUGAGACAUUUGACCCUUGAGUUGUGAGACUGGAUGAUGAGGACUUAAGCAGGAUAUGCUGUUUCCCUAAUUUGCCUCAACUCAGUCUUAUUGGGGUUGGUGGACUUAAGGAGCCUAAGAUAAUUUCUUACACCUUACCACUUGUCAUGGCGGUCUCAAAUGCUCCACUUCUUGUCAUAUGUGCACCUUGCCUUGUUGAUUUUGAUCUCAGAUGCAUCAAACCUAAGUUGUUCCUUGAGGCCCCUUCCUUGUCCAAUUUUAAUCUCUCCCUCGAGAAUACUUAUGAGCUCAGGUUGAAAAAUUGUGCUAAUAUACAAUGCCUUCAGCUCAGUGUAGAAUGCCUCUCUCUUGGUUUUUUGUUUACUAUGUUUCGUCACUGCAGCACUUUAGGUCCUGGAGCCUGGCAUGUGAUGGAGAAUUCAUUUAGACGGGGAGGUUUGGCAGAUGGGAUUGGUAUGAAGAUGAUAAAACAACUUAUUGCACAUCUAGUGGUCCAUGAAGUGGAGGGUACUCUUGCAUUUAUUUCUUCUGUUUUGGAUAAAAGCACCCAGUUGUGUGAUGUUUCUCUUCUUAUCCAUCGUGAUGUUGAUUCAUAUGUUGCUGGCGGCCUGAUCUCUUCAUGCAGAAGCAAAUUCCCAAGAGUGAGAUGGAGAUGGGGAAUAUGGAAAGAAGGAAUCAAGGAUACUUGGGUCUCUGAUGGCACCUAGUUUGGUGACUGCUAU
Vigna umbellata (rice bean) is the source of this 1338-nucleotide messenger RNA. Lineage: Eukaryota; Viridiplantae; Streptophyta; Magnoliopsida; Fabales; Fabaceae. The record is from RefSeq and is a predicted model, not a curated record.